Quercus robur (English oak) is the source of this 375-nucleotide messenger RNA. RefSeq names its product putative EG45-like domain containing protein 1. The record is from RefSeq and is a predicted model, not a curated record. Gene Ontology annotation, biological process: systemic acquired resistance. Gene Ontology annotation, cellular component: cell wall; apoplast. The coding region runs from base 1 to 375 and encodes 124 amino acids. The transcript has 2 exons. NCBI's taxonomy places the organism in Eukaryota, Viridiplantae, Streptophyta, Magnoliopsida, Fagales, Fagaceae.
AUGGAGAUGAGAGUUUUUCUAUCGGUGGGUAUCAUUGCAAGUCUUAUCUCUGCAGCUUCAGCUAUAACGGGAAGCGCCACAUUUUACACUAAAUAUGUUCCGUCUGCAUGCUAUGGCAACCAGGGCCAAGGUGUCAUGAUAGCAGCAGCUAGUGACGCCUUUUGGAAUGGUGGUGCUGCAUGCGGGAAAUUUUACACUGUUAGGUGCACAGGAGACCAUAACGGCGUACCACAACCUUGCACGGGUGCUAGUGUUACGGUGAAGAUCGUCGAUCACUGUCCGGGAUGCUCAUCUCAAUUGGACCUCUCUAGAGAAGCCUUUGCCAAGAUAGCUAAUCCUGUGGCUGGAAUAAUCGACAUUGAGUACAACCAGUAA